UUAUAAAUGAUUGAGCCAUAUUAUAAACACGCGUACUGUUUACAUGUAGCACACUGCAGCAACAGACAUGGAUGAUAAAAACAUAAUGGUUGGAGCACUGGUAUUAUUUAUGUUUGCAACGUAUUCAAACGCAGAAAUCCUCAUUCGUGGAACUGAAAAUGUGGUGGUGGGAUCACAGGCCCGUCUGCAGUGCAUUGCACGAGAUUACGACAACCUGUCGAGGAAGUUGAGUUGGUAUCACAAUGGUCGCCCAGUCCGAAAGUCCUACAGAAACACCAUCACGGAACUGUUUAACGACGACAAAAAUGGAUAUGCUUUGAGCGAACUCCAGAUCCUUAAAGUAAGGCUGGGAGAUGCUGGGAGAUACACGUGUGAAACGGACAAGAACCACGAAGCCAGUUUUUAUCUUACUGUAUAUUAGAAUUGUCUGAGUAAAAUGAUAACAGUGUCUCUCACUUCAAGGAAUUAAAAUAUUCAAUAGUACAUGUACAUAA
Messenger RNA from Ostrea edulis (European flat oyster), 494 nucleotides. RefSeq names its product MAM domain-containing glycosylphosphatidylinositol anchor protein 2-like. The record is from RefSeq and is a predicted model, not a curated record. Lineage: Eukaryota; Metazoa; Mollusca; Bivalvia; Ostreida; Ostreidae. The transcript is spliced from 2 exons. Bases 68 to 421 code for a protein of 117 amino acids.